AUGUCAGGAAGCGCAGGCUACGAUAGACACAUUACCAUAUUUUCGGAUCAAGGCCGGUUGUAUCAAGUCGAAUAUGCCUUCAAAUCUAUCACCGCUGCCAAUAUCACGUCGCUCGGGAUCAAGGGAAAGGACUGCGCUGUUGUACUGUCUCAGAAGAAAGUCCCAGUGCGUAUAACUUGGAAACACGGUGAUCAUCCAUGGGUCAAUUUGGUUAACGACCAUAAUCUUGAAUCACAGGACAAACUGAUCGAUCCUUCAUCCGUUACCCAUAUUUUCCAACUCUCUCCAUCAGUUGGAUGUGUCAUGACCGGUUCGAUAGCGGAUGCUAGAGCAUCAGUAACCAGAGCACAGAGCGAAGCCGCGGAAUUUCGAUACAAAUUUGGAUAUGAGAUGCCAUGUGAUGUCCUCGCCAAACGGCUGGCGAAUAUCAACCAAGUCUACACCCAAAGAGCAUACAUGCGACCACUGGGUGUUGCCAUAACACUGGUGUCUGUGGAUUCAGAAUUCGGUCCACAGCUAUACAAGUGUGAUCCUGCAGGGUAUUACGUGGGAUAUCGAGCCACAGCUUCCGGUCCCAAACAACAGGAUAUAUUCAACCAUUUGGAGAAGAAGCUCAAAAACAAGGAGUAUGCGGAGGGAUCAUGGGAAGACGUCGUUGAACUUGCCAUAUCGACUUUAAGCACUGUCCUCAGUGUAGACUUCAAGAAGAAUGAGAUAGAGGUGGGCAUCGUUGGUGGGCCUCGAGCUGAUGGCAAGGAAGGGACGCAGACAGAGUUCCGCUCUCUUACAGAGGACGAGAUCGAUGAACGACUACAAGCAAUUAGUGAGAAGGAUUGA
Molecule: messenger RNA, 837 nt
Organism: Histoplasma mississippiense
Lineage: Eukaryota; Fungi; Ascomycota; Eurotiomycetes; Onygenales; Ajellomycetaceae
Product: proteasome component C7-alpha
Exons: 4
Coding region: 1-837 (278 amino acids)
Biological process (GO): ubiquitin-dependent protein catabolic process
Cellular component (GO): nucleus; proteasome core complex, alpha-subunit complex; cytosol
Source: RefSeq, a predicted model, not a curated record